Messenger RNA from Vitrella brassicaformis, 1901 nucleotides. The record is from the annotation of a GenBank genome assembly. NCBI's taxonomy places the organism in Eukaryota, Vitrellaceae.
GGAAAGACGAACGCGGGAUUGUCCUGCGUGUCUGUCUAUGAGACGAGCGAUUCCACCAUGUGAUGACCCUGGGCGUCGUUUCGUUUCGGGGAGGCGCAGACGGCGGUUUUUCUUUUCUUUUUGGUCUUCACCCUCAUUCAUGGGCAUCGCCACUGUCCUGCUGGCGGGAUUGUUUGCGCGCAAGGUCAUGGCCGUCACACCAAGGGACACGCCACACAGGGGUAGGCAAAGCAGCGCUCACACUCACUCAGAGGCACCUGGCUGGCUGAGUGUGGUGAAGUGAAGUGAAUGGUUGAGUCUGUGUGUCUGCUGUUUGUUCUGUUCUGUUGGUGCAGGGGAGGGGCGAAGCGUCUCAGCGCCUCCACGCCGGACCAGCGAUGUGUUCUCUGCUCGUUCAUCGUCGUCUCGGCGGCGGACGGCGCAGAUGCAGUCGCUAGACGCACCUGCCGAGAGCCGAACACACGUGGCCGGAAGACACACUCACGCCAAACCGGACUUCAGCGGCAAGGUCGGUGCCUGGCCUUCGGGAUGCGUUGGUCGUGCUGCGUCAGUGUGUGUGUGUGUGUGUGUUGGUUGCAGUGGCGUCUGGUUCGCAACGAGGGGCUGGAGGACUUCCUGCGUGCGCAGGGCUACAGCUCGCUCAAGAUCCGCCUGGCCCGCGCCAUCACUCCGGUGCAGGUGAUCCGCCAGGACGGCUCGCGGAUCCUGAUAGAGCACCACACGACCUACGGUCGGCAGCUGGAGGCCAUGAGCAUCGGGGGCCCGCCCUCGACCAACAAGGGACACGACGGCAAAGUCACAUUCGACACGGCCAGAUGGGACGGACACAAGUAAAUUAACAGAUCCCAUUCUGAUUCGUUCGUCGAAAUAGCCAUCCGUUGUGAAUGCCUUGUGUGGUGCUCUGCUCGGUUGUCUGUCUGUCUGUACGUGGGUGUAGGUUGUUCAUGGAGCGUCGCUAUGGGCAUCACGGUGCCCCGACGGCCCUCACAGCUCUCCGGCAGCUCUCACACGACGGCAGACACAUGACAGUGGUAAGUAAGAAGCAAACAAGACACAGUUCACUUGAUGGCCAGCCAUCCACCCACACGUCAUACGUGUCGCUGCUGGCUGUCUGUCUGCCCGUCUGCCUCAGCGUCUGACCACGGCAAGUGGCGCAGAGAUGCGGCGCGUCUUCCAGCGUGACGUCCGCUUGCCACACCCCCCCUCCCCCUCCCCCCACCACCAGCACCCCUCCCUCCUCACCAACGUCAGCUCGUCAUGCGGCGUCGCCCCGCCGCAAACGUACGGGCGCUUCUUCCCCCAGGACCUCCCGCUGCCCCGAUUCCCCUUCGAGCACACGCACAAUUCGCGGCAGCCUUCGGCGGCAACAGCCUGCUCGUCAUCGCAACAGGCAGAUAGCAGCAGCAGCAGCAGCCCCUCUAUUACAGCCGUCUGGGACAGACUCGUGAGAGGGUUCACCGGCGGGUCACCCCAGCUGGCCGCAAACGGCCCAUUCUCGGCGUUCCAGCAGUGGCGGCGAGAUGGCGGGCAGUUUGCUCACAUGUGGGGGCAGGCGAGGGCGGCCAGCUAACAGACAGUGAUUUGUCUGUCGAUCAGUGUGGGGGGUGGGAAAUGAGGUGGGGAGAGGCCUGCCAGCGGCGGGCGGGACGUUUUUGGUGCGUGUAAUUAUUGCAUGGGAUGAAUGAGUGAGUGAUGUUUGCUUUGUGUGUAGAGGAGGGCUGGGUGGCGUGCAGUGCCUCGUAUUGAUGACGUUGGUUGAUGGGGUGAUUUGUAUAGGGCGAUGGAUGGAUGGAUGUGUCUGUGGGCGGAGUGGCCAACGAAGUGAUAGGCUGACUCGUCAUGGUUCAGCACUACUCGACAACGUGACUGACACCAUCAUCAAUCAAUCGCGUCAUCGAGAC